Podarcis lilfordi (Lilford's wall lizard) is the source of this 12022-nucleotide messenger RNA. NCBI's taxonomy places the organism in Eukaryota, Metazoa, Chordata, Lepidosauria, Squamata, Lacertidae. The record is from the annotation of a GenBank genome assembly.
AUGCAUAUGAAUAUGCAUAAGGCAAGUAGGGGAUCUCCCGCCCUCCGCAGCUGACCAGGCCCCGACCACGCCUUCUGCGUCGCUCCUGCCCGAGACGCCGCGUAGUCCCUCCUCCGGCCGCUAGGUGUAGCCUUCCGCCUGGAGGAGAAGGGCAAGGCUCGCAGGCUGACGGCUUCUUCUUCUGCUAGGCCCCGUGGAAGCGGGGCGGGGAGGCUUCGCCGUGGCGCCAUUCGCUCCGAGCCAGCCGGGUCGAAGUGUGUCGCAGGGGGCGGGGGAGGAGGCAGGACGCAGCUGCCGCCGAGGCUGCUAAGUGAAGGUACCGUCACGGGCCGGCCGGGCUGUCCCCUGGGCGGGGGAGCGCAGCGCUUGCCGGGCUGGCUCGCUGGCUGCCUGCAAAGCUCGUGGCUGGCAGAGGAGAAGCCUCUUCCUCCGCCGCCGCCGCGCGCAGGGACUGGAGAUGCGCGCGGCUCCGUUGGCUGGGGGGCGCGCGCUCCCUGUAGGGGUUGGGGAGCUCGGACGUGGGGGAGACCAGACCCGCCAGGAGGGGGUGGGGGAGAGAGAAGUGGGGGUCAGAGUUGGCUAAGAGACGCUCCCGCCUCCUCUCUGCAAGGUUUUGCAUCGAAGGAGGCGAGAAGCCUAGCUUGGUUGUUGCGAAGCGCCGCGCAAACCCUUCUUUGUUUACUUCAGGAAUUUUUAUUCCUUUUCGUUUUAACUCUGCAGCGGCUUCACCUUAAACGGCAAAAAGCACACUCCUCCAUGGCAAAGAACGCCCUCCCUUCUUCCCCAAUUCUGCUAUACUGUAUUUAGUUUAUUGGGAUUUUGACCAGGCCCCCAAGACCAUUGAAAAUGUAUACCUAUUUGUUAUCUCUGAGGGAGUUUUCCAAAAGAGGGAUGGAGCAGGUGACAUUUUGGGGCUCCCUGGUUUUGCUUCCUUCUUCCUUUUUAAAUCUAUGAGCACCUGUGGCUGCAACUACAUGGGAGAAUAGUUUGCUGAGUAGAACAUCUGGGGGUUCUGGGAUGUGGAUGUUGGCAUGUAUAUAAUAAUACAAUUGCCAUAACAACUGACAACUCAGUUUUGCAUCUGUGUUCAGCAAGUGUCCAGUUAGGGUUUCCUCAUCGGAGGUGCCUGCUUUAUGCUCCUUUUUGUGUCACUGAAGGAAUUGGAGGAGGGGAAAAAGGGAAGGUGUGUGUGCAAGUGGGAGGUUAAAAAAAAAAGGCUUGUAAACAAGGGUGUGUCUUGCUAUACUUAACCAGGCAGGAGCAGUGGGAAGCUGUGUGCUUGUCCCGGCAGGAAUGGUCUCUGCUUCUUCUUGAGGUUGUUAAUGUUUCCUCUUUGCUGAGGUGAAUGGCUGGGGCUCAGAGGCGCCCAAGAGAUAGUAGCGCUAUGCUCCUGAAAGACGGUGGAAGAAUCCGUCGGGUGCACCUCUCUUCGUCUGUGGCAAAUUCGAUACAAGAGCUUUUGGAGCAGAUAAUAUCUGAGCGGGAUGCUUUAGGUCAAGCCCUGGCUUCUCUCUCAGCUGGACUGGCCAGACUGGAGAAACACCUGGAAGAGACGGACCGCCGGGUAGAAGCUCUGGAAACAAAGGUGGUGUCCACACAAAGCUGUGUUGUCAAACACUCCACUCUGAUGGGGGAACUGGCAGUAGGGCGCCUGGUGGCCGACCGCAGGCUGGAGAGCCUAGAGAACAGAGUGCGAGCUCGGAACUUAAGGGUCACUGGUGUCCCAGCAGCUGUUGGAGAUGUCAACCUCAUUCCGUACCUAGAAAAUCUGAUGCCAGCUGCCUUGGAUUUAAAUGGGAAAGAGGUUCCCAUCUGCAUUGAAAGUGCAUACCGUCUCCCAGCAAAGCAUGCCCACGAGGGUAGUGGCAGUACAGUGCUAAUAACUCUCUCAGAUGUACGCCAUCGGGAGAGGAUACUGAACGCACCGUGGGCUUCCCAGACAACCAAGUUCAACGGACACAAGGUAUCCUUCUUUCCUGACCUCAGCCCUGCCACAUACGCCAGGCGGAAGCAUUUCGUUGCACUCAAGCAACAGUUCCUGAAGGCAGGAGCUCGGGCUUACGUCUUGAGCCCUGCAAAGUUAAAGGUGGUGCACCAGGGAAAAACCUACAUCUUCAAGGACAGCAAAUCUGCAGCCCAGCUGCUGGAUAAAAUCCAACAAGGUAGCUGGUGAAAGGUUAUGGUGAAUAAGGAUAAAUUGAAAUCUGAGCCAGGAAGCUUUGGCCCUUCUUUCUUAUGAUUGUGAAUUUCACACUAGUGUGCAGCUUUGUUUUGGCUAUCUCUGUCCCUUCUUUAUUUUGAGUAAAAAGUAGUUAGUAACGGAUACAAAGGAAUGAAAACUAGCUAAGAUUUACCAUCACUGCAAGCCUUGUGAGGUAUGCAAUAUCUUGGGAUAGCUUCUGUGAAAGUUUUUUAUUCCUGGGAAGAAAGGUUGCAGCGUUUGGGACUUUUUAGUUUAGAGAAAAGGCGAGUAGGAGGUGGCAUUAUAGAAGUAUGCAUAGCAUGGAAAAACCGGAUAGAGAAAAGUUUUCCUCCCUUUCUCAAGACACUAGAACUUGUGGAGAUCCAGUGAAGCUGGAUGUUGAAAGAUUCAGGACAGAUAAAAGAAAGCACUUCUUCAUGCAGUGCAUAGUUAAACUACAGAAGUGGUGAUGGGUACCAACUUGGAUGGCUUUGAAAGAGGAUUAGACAAAUUCGUGGAGAAGUCUAGCAAUGGCUACUUUCUAUGGUGACUGUGCUGUGCCUCCACAGUUUGAGGCCGUACUGCUUCUGAAUACCAGUUGCUGAAAAUCAGCAGCGUGUUUUGAAACAUCUUCGGAAUCUGGGGUCCCUUCCCUCUUUUGCCUCCCCCUUAUCAAGGUGUGUUCUGUCUCACAAAAUGUUACUGCAAUUUUCAUCAUCCCUGACUGUUGGUCAUUCUGGUUGGGGCUCAUGGGAACAGGAAUCCCCCCCUCCCUGUCCACUGUUGAGUGAGCUGCAUAGGACCUCUUGACCAGGGCUGGGGAACUGAGGGCCCACCAAAUGUUAGAUUCCUGCGCCUAUUUCAUUGCCCAUUGGUAAUAGCAUGUAAUGAUUAAAAUGCUGUUUUACCAGAGAAUAUUGAUAUGACGGUUCACUCACUGACAGCUGCAAUAUUAGCUGUAACUACUAAAUAGAACAAAUAUCAGUCUGCCUUCCCUGGAGAAAAGGCUCCUAAGAGUGUAGGAUAUAGUUUAUGGUUGAAUUAGCUAUUAUCGUUAGAAUUAAGGAAAGGGAGAUUUAAGAGGCAAUGCAUUUACUAAAAAAAAAAUGAGCCUUUUCAAUGUCUACUGGAAUGUUAAGAGUUUAGGAUCAUGUACAGCCUUAGGCACUAUAAGGAGAAGCAUAACUUUGUUUUCUAUGGGAACAUGUUUCCUAUGGGAAUAACAGCCUAAUGAUAAACAAGCCAACCAAUGAGAGUCCGUUUAGAGAUACCAGCUAUUCCAUUUGGCUGCGAAGUUUGUAUUAUUUGUUACAUUAGGUAUAUUGCAUUAUGCUUGUUGAACAUGUGUGUUGUGAGUCAGCAAAAUAAAUUUUGAAAAAACCUGGGGGGAUUUGGAAAAGGUAUUGGGAAGAGGCAACAGAGGGACACCUAGCAGGCUCCCUCUGGACGGGUAUGAGAAAGGUGGGUUGCAAACGGGGAGAGAGAAAAGAGGAUUGAGUUGUCACCUUUUCACUAACAGGUCUCCUGUGCAAUAAUAACUGUGUGAGUCGCUGCUGAAUUUCUGCAUUCAUUAGUAAACUGGGGAGUGAAACGCAUUUCUGAAUUUUUGCCAGUUGUGUGCUGAUAAAAACACGAUAGGCCAGCCUUCUAGACAGACCCUGACCAUUGUGCUGGGGAAGAGGCAUGGUGCAAUAUACAUUCUUUUUAUUAAUGGCAGGUUGUCAGUGUCAGUUGCAGGUUUUGGAGAGCUCUCAGUCAAGUUAUCAUUAGUCCCCUGCCUCUUAGUACAGGCCCAACCUUCUCAUUGUUUCAAGCUGCUGCUGUACUUCUUUUCAUUGUUACUAUGUUCUCAUCUGCCAUGGCGUGAACAAGCAGGCAGUGGUUUACCCUGCCCUCUGUAGGUGAGGAGCACGAGUGCAGAGCUCUUGGUUGGGGCCCAUUAAAAGUGUGGCCCUUGUGGCCUAUGCCAGCCCACCUUUUUUCUUUGCCUGGUGUAAAAUCAGAGGGGCAGCCCUUCCGAGUGCCAGGGCAAACAGUGAGGGAGUGCCAUUGUGCUCCUGCCCAGGUUGUGGGCUUACCAGUGGCAUCUAGUUGGCCACUGCAGCAAAUGGGACCCAGCAGAGCUCUUCCUGGAGGAUGUACUGAAAAUGUGUAGAAGCAGGCUGAAGCAUUAGUAGAACUUAAUUGUUCCUAAGCUGCUUGGGCAAUUGCAACUUUUGACCACAGCCUACCCAGCUCCAGCAGGUAUCGUAAAGACUUGGAGAAUAUCACUGAUGCAGGGACAAACUUGAAGUAGCUAAUGUUGAGCCAGAUGAGUUGGGGCAUAUUGGGUUCUCUGAACCUCUCAGCAAAAGGACUAGGUUUCUGUGGUACAAAAUCAGAAGAGGUUUUGGGGAUAUACGGUUCCCACACUGAACCCAGAUCAAAGCACCACUACCCAGUGGGAUCAUUUUAUUAUUUAUUUGGAGUAUGCAUGCUGUUACAGAGAAGGCCACAUGCCCAAAGAGAGGCUACUCUGGACACAGCCUCCUUAAUUUUUCCUGAGCCUUUCUCCAUUGUAAUCCUGCAAUUUGAGUUGCUGUAUAGAGUUCACCUGUUUCCUUGCCCGUGUUCAAAUUCUCUGAUCCUAGUGUUUCUCUUCCUUCCUUUCUGUCUCAAACUCUUUCAGAAAAGAUGACUAUGACUUUGAUCCGCAACAGGCUGGGGCUGCUGGUCUUAGGAGUCCUUGUCACCUUCGUCCUCUACCUGUUGCUGCCGGCAAUCCAGCAUGAGAGAUUCACAUCCUCGGUAGACAUCCCCAAGCCACGGGCUAUGGAGGAAGAAAUGAAUAAGGGUCAAGGCACGGGCAACAUCACCAUCUUGACAGGGACAGUCCUGCAAAAUCCCUCUGUUUUCUUUAGAGAAGCUGUACAGGUACAGAAAGAUGGGCCACCCUUCACUGAAAGGUAAGCCGCCCCCCCCAAACUCUGACUAUAAUGAGAUAAAAUGGCCCUUGUCACCUUAAAUAAUAAACAAGUUCCAUUGCAGCCUGUACAUACUGACAGUUUGCAACUGCAUCAGCUUAGGUUAUGAUUCUAGUAGUGUGUCCUCAUGCAAUAAUCAGACUACUAGAGACAAAACAAAUUUUGACAAAUUGUUCUUCCUUUGAUCCAGCAGUGCAUUCGGUGCCUCUGCAGAUACGCAAAUGCUUGUUGACUAAACCAAGAUGGCUGUUAUCCAAAGCAUCUUUGAAUUAAAACUACAGUGGUGCCCCGCAAGACGAAUGCCUCGCAAGACGGAAAACUCGCUAGACGAAAGAGUUUUCCGUUUUGGAGGUGCCUCGCAAAACGAAUCUGCAAUGGGCUUGCUUCGCAAGACGAAAAUGUCUUGCGAGUUCCUGGGGUUUUUUUCCUUUCUCCCCUCUUUUCUAAGUCGCUAAGCCGCUUAUCUGCUUAACUGAUAAGCUGAUAAGCUGCUAAAGCCGCUAAAAGCCGCUAAUAGCGCUAAUAGCGCUAAUCCGCUAAUCCCGUCAAUGGGCUUGUUUCGCAAGACGAAAAAACCGCUAGACGAAGAGACUCCCAGAACGGAUUCUUUUCGUCUUGCGAGGCACCACUGUAUCUUGGUAGCUGCACUUCUGCUGCUAAAAACGAUCCUUCAGCACUUGGGAGAAUAAAUACAUUUUGGCUUUUCAGUUACUUUUCCACUCAGAGGUGCCAAAAGAUGACUGUUACAAUGGUGAAGUAUCCAGAUCUAGACUUUACCUCUGGAUCAGCUGUUUCACAGAUCUUUUUGUUUCUUUCCAGCAAAGUGCAGAAAUGUUCGACGUAGCAAUAGCCUGCUGAGUCUUGCUGAUGCUGAAGUUUUCCUCCUAUGUUUGUUGUGCUAACCUAUUGGACUUUUCAGGUGGUAGCUUUAUUGUGCAAGUCCUAGUAUGUUAUUGCAGAAGAUCCAAACACCUUUUUCCUCAGCUAGCACAUUUGUUGUAAAGAAUCUCAUUUUCCCAGCUGUCAAGCACAAUAUUUCAGCACUAAAGAGAUAGAUAGAUUCCACCCUUGUCAGACCCAAAGCAACUAGAUAAUUUUAUGUAAAGCUGCCAGUUCCCAAAGUUUUGUAAACUAUUACCUCAGAUGAGGAAAUUCUUUCUCUUUCCAAUAUUUCACUAACAAAAUCCUUGCUGUUAGUCAUAUAAUGUAAUAAUUUCUCACUUUCUUUGACAUGAGUUUUUAUUGGUGAGCGCUGGUGACAUCAAUGGUGACGAUCUGCAAUCCUCAUUCCCAAUACCCACACCUAUAAAAUAUUUUACUUUCAUUUUUCUGUGUUGGAGAACCUGAGUACUGUUUACUAUGCCACUGUAUCUUAAAUAUGUGUAUAUCCUUUGCUGCAGUCCUGUGUUACUGUGUGAACUCUCUUCCUCAUUUACAUUUAAUUCUAGGCUGUGUGCAGCUCAGAAGCGCUGGAGUGCGUAUAUACCCUCCCUUUCAGAAAAUCUGUACUGCUUUCCCACCCCCAUCCAGGCUAUCAUUACUUCUGUAUUUGUUGUUUGUUUCUUCAUUUGCAAAUAGACUAUACACUGUGUUUUCUUUUCCAGGUUGGCAGUGAUCUUCCUGCAUGGUCAGUCCUUCAAUUCCAAAAAAUGGGAAGAAUUGGGGACACUAGCUUUACUUUCUGAGAAUGGAUAUCGUGCAAUAGCCAUUGAUUUGCCUGGUGAGAAUAAGCUGCAGACUUACCCAUGUUGGAGCUUUAUGUGCUCUUGCAGUUCAUCAGGGAGAAAUAACAUAAAAAUGUGUGUAUCUAACUUCAUCACCGGCACUUUAGUUGACAGUGAGCAGAGGUAUAAGAAAAAGCACCACUUCCUAUGUUCACUGAACUACUCCCACAUAACUGGGGCAGGGGUUUGGCAUGUAAGGGUGUUAGGGGAGAGGUAGUACAGUGGUACCUCGGGUUACAAAUGCUUCGGAUUACAAACUCUGCUAACCUGGAAGUAGUACCUCGGGUUGCAAACUUUGCCCCAGGAUGAGAACGGAAAUUGCGCGCCACCAACGGGAGGCCUCAUUAGCAAAAGCACACCUCAUGUUAAGAACAGUUUCGGGUUAAGAAGGGACCUCCAGAAUGAAUUAAUCCAAGGUACCACUGUACCUCAUGGGGGGGACGUGUCAUGCUUCUCCUGGGGUAGUUUGUCUAACAUUGGUCUCCACUCCGUACUCAGCUCUCAGCUGAGGCUCCUAGAAGCUGUCAGCAUGCAACAGCAGCCACAGCCCAGGAGCAGCUUUGACUGGCCAUCUAACCAGGUGAGGGUAGCUGAUGGGUCUCAAACCCUCAGUGAGUUUGGGACUUUCCCUCCAUACAAAGACAAGCUUUGGUAAAAAAGGAAAAAAGAAGAAAAAAAAGGAAGAAAAAAAAAAGAAAAAACAAAAAAACAAAGACAAGCUUUGGCGAAUUGAUCAGAUGAAACCAAUAGUGGCUCCAACAGUCAAGGCGGCGGUUUCUGCUCAUGUUGUAGAGGAAGUGAGGGGCAGACUGGGCUAGUCAGUCUGGGAAGGUAGCCCUUCUUGGACAAGGAAAACUCUGGUCCUAAACCUUCUCUGUUUUGUGGGAUAUCUUCUGGAGAAGAAAAGGCUAAGGAGUAAAUCCCUAAGACAGUUGAAUGGCAUCUUGUACGCCUCAUUCUGGCAACUCUUGUAGCCAGGCUGGUGCCAAACGUAGUGCUGUGCUGUCCUUUGGACCACAUCAGCAAGGCCAAGAGGAGGGUCUUGUUGUCUGGGCAGCCCAAGACCUUCACACACACUUCCAAGGCUUGCACCCUGGGGAGGUUACUUUGGUGCUGCUAACGCAGCGGUUUGACUUCACCCCAGAGGCACACUCCAUUGUCUCUCAAGGCAGAUGGAUGCCAAUAACUGGUAAAGCAGUGGUGGCCAAACUUGGGACUACAACUCCCAUCAUCCCUAGCUAACAGGACCAGUGGCCCGGGAUGAUGGGAAUUGUAGUCCCAAAACAGCUGGCGGGCCAGUUUGGCCACCACUGUGGUAAAGGGAUCCUUAACUCCUUCACAACAUGAAUGCCACAGAAAUAAAGGACCUGCCAAAAUCCCUGUCCCAUCAAUCACAUUGGGGGAAAAGUGACUGAAGUACUGUACAAAGUCAGGCAGUUUUCUUGAGUUCCCCAGCUGUUAGACUAUAACUCACAUCAUUCCCAGACAGCUGAGCCCAAUGGCCAUGAAUAAGCCAGUUAUACUGCUGGCUGGCAAAUGAUCGCCUAGAAGAUCUUCCAUGAGGCCACCAGAUUCCAAUGAUGCUUUCAGUGUUCUUUGAUCUUAGGACCCUAGAUGCUGUUGGACUACAGCUCCCAUCAUUUCAGGGUGCUGUAAGGUCUGUGACGAAUGAGACAAGGGAAAACAGCACUGCCCAUCUUGGAUAUAUUCCUCUUUCAGGCAACACUGUUCACUAGAGGGCAAUGCUUGGUCCCUGCUCUGGGAUUCUUUGUCAUAGUUACUCAUUGCCUUGGAGAUGUGGCAGAACUAGCCUAGAUAAGUUUGGCUUGCAUUAGAGCACAAGGUGGCUGCUAAUUAGCAGUAAGCAGUGACCUAUGAGUUGAAGGUUCUUUUUGCUUAGUGGUAUAAAUUUUAGACAGAUCGCUGCAUCUUCUCCAAAGGAAGCCAGAAGUAAUUGCUAGUAAGUUCAGGUUGAAAAUUAGUUGGUUUAGCAGCAAAGCCAUGUAGUUCUCUCUCCUUGAAUGUUCAGCUUCCUUGAGUCUUCGUUUCAUAGGAGCUAAACUCAGCUCUGCAUUUUGCAGCAAACCUCAGUGCUAGUGGAGUGAUUUCUCCCCCCACCCCACACACUUAAUGCUGGUGCAGGUUCUUUAAAUGACAAUGAUGCUUAGCAUUCAUAAUCACUGCAUUUUUGAGAGAAGGAAUCAAAUAUGUUGGUAAUUCCUACCAUAGCACUGUAAGGUAAUUCAAUAAUAUUGCUCCCAUAAUACUGAGAGGCUGUGACUUGCAGGAGACCACCUUAUAGAUUACUUGGUUGAUUUGAAAUGGAAGGCGCUUGGCUCAUGGCUCACCCUCUUAACCACUAAGUAACUAAAGAAACCACCACUGGCAAAGAUCAAUUAACUCUGUCUCUGCAACCUUCCUAAGACCCUGAUUGUCCACAGGAUUGGACAGAGGAAAACCACCCUAUUGAGGAAAGAACCUAGAUCUGUGUGCUUAACAAAGGGACGACAGUGGCCUGAGCUUGUGCAAGGCAUAGUUUUCUUCACUUUGGGCAAUGGGGAUCGGUUGGUAAAGUUAGUAGCUGGAAUCAGUCUCAUGUUUUUCCACCAGUGCAUGUUGAUUGUUGCCUGUGUGUGUCCUGGCUGUCUUAAUUACCCCAGUUCCUUCUGUUUCUCAACAGGCUAUGGGGAGUCCCCAAGCUCCAGCACUGUUGAGACAGCACAAGGCCGUGUUGCUUUCCUGCAGCAAGUCUUCAAGGAGUUGGGACUCCAGCAGCCUGUUUUGAUAAGCUCUUCCAUGAGUGGUCGCUAUUCUAUUCCGUUCCUUCUGGCUAGUGGGGAGCAGCUGAAGGGCUUUGUGCCCAUUGCACCUGUAGGCACCAAGGACUUCACGUCUCAGCAGUAUCAGCAGGUCAAGGUAAGAGAGAGGGAGCUGUGUCAUGGUGUCCCUUCUAAUGUUGUGGCCUGCAGCUCAUUUGAUAAAGAUAUCAUGGGGGCAAGCCAUAGCAUACGAUUCUAGCGGUGGAGCAGAAAAAUUGAAUGCCAGCCUAGUCUUUGUUCACAAGUGCUCUCAUGCUCUGAAGGGAACCUGUGUAAAACCAAUAAUGUGUACACACAGCAGGUACAGAAUUUGGCAUAACAUCUGGCAUCCCAGGGAAGUUGACCGUCAUUGUUUAGAAGGAAGCUUUAGGCCUGCUUGACUUUUUUUGCAGGGGGCGGGGAAUGGAAUACAUACUGGAUUAAGGAUAAGAAAUUUCAGGAAAAUAACAGAGUUCAGUAACUUUGAACAGCUUCCAGGCUUUUCUGCCUCCUUGGGUUUUAGUUAACCAUUUUUACUCAGAGUAGAUCCAUUGAAAUCAAUGCUUAUGACUAACAUUGUUUUUAAAGGUUCUACUCUGAGUAAAAGUUAGUUUAAUACAGCCUCUUGUCUCUGUUCCUGGUUAGUCAUCUUUCCCACCAUUCCAUUCUGUCUCUGCCUUUUGCUGCCUCACUAUUAACUCUUCUGUAGAGUGGUACCUCGGGUUAAGAACUUAAUUCGUUCCGGAGGUCCGUUCUUAACCUGAAACUGUUCUUAACCUGAAGCACCACUUUAGCUAAUGGGGCCUCCCGCUGCUGCCGCGCCACCGGAGCACGAUUUCUGUUCCCAUCCUGAAGCAAAGUUCUUAACCCGAGGUACUAUUUCUGGGUUAGCGGAGUCUGUAACCUGAAGCGUAUGUAACCUGAAGUGUAUGUAACCCGAGGUACCACUGUAUAUGGAAACAGUUUCUUUAGGUACGGAAAUGUAUGCUCUCUUGUUUCAUCUGCCUGAUUCUGGGUGCAACGCUUCUGCAGAGCAGAAGGUGCACAGGACUCCACCCAGAUUACAAUGAGAACAGGGUUCUUCUCUCAGUUGCACUGGCCUACCUACUCCUUAUAGCAAGAGGCAGCCACUGUGGUUCCCAUCGGGUGUUGCAGACAACAUUCCUGACCGCUGGCCAUGCUAACUGGGGCUUAUGGGAGAUGUCGUCCACAGCAUCUGGAGGGCACCUCAUUUGCUACUCUUGUACAUCUUCUGUGCCAACACGUUUUGUACAUUUAGUCCCUUUAGUCAGUUACAAAUAAAGCCUUUUACAAAACAAGUCGCUCCUCACAUGAGCGUGCAGUCAUGUAAGUUUGUAAUAAUGUAUUCCUUCGGGAGAUACUUGGUUCCCAACAUCCUCUUCUGCCUGAAGGUCUCUAGGUAGACUUUCUGCUUUGCAUCUUGGCAACAGGCACACUUGUUGAAUCAGAUUUAUUUGGUGUACAUUGAAAUGCAUAAUUAGGAAGGAGAUGUGGAGCUUUGCAAAAGUGAAGUGAUGAUGAGCGUUGCCAGGCAUAGCAAUCACCCUGGCUUCAUAAUCACAAAAGAAAGAAGCUGGUGGAAAUAAGCCCUGUGGCCAAUCGCUUGGCCAUUGUGUUAGUCCAGAUGAUGUAUACAGCAUGGUAUGUAGCUGACCAUAUGGGACAGUAGUGCAUCAAACACUGGCUGCUUUAUGGAAACCCAGUCAGAUGGACGGGGUAUAAAUAAUAAAUUAUUAUUAUUAUUCUCGUCAGGUGAGAAUCGAGGGGGAAUAGUACAUCUGCAAUUGUAAAUCCCAGUCUCAAACUUCCUACCAAGCUGAUGAUUGGCCCCUAUAACCUUUUCACUUUCAGCUAAAAUGUAUAUUAUAAGAGUGCAUAGCCUUAUAGUAGUUUUCAAUCUGCUGCUCUUUAAUGUUCUGAUUUAUGUGUGCUUUUGUAUGUCAUCUUGAGCGCUUGCUUUGGCUGGAAAGGAAGCCCAGAAAUGUUACAAAUACAUUUCCAGCAGAGCUUUCAAAGAAGCGCCCACAAGUGCCCAUACAUAAAAGUAUGGCAUUUCUUCAUCCGCAGUGCUCCAGGGAUUGUACUUCCCAUGCUCACUUCCACCAGGCCCAUUAGAACAUUACUGAUGUGUUAAUGUUUUGAUCUCUCUAGAUUCCAACGUUGAUUAUCUAUGGAGAGCGUGAUACUGGCUUGGGCACUCAGUCUCUUCAGAGCCUUCAACAGAUUCCCCAAUCCAGAGUUGUCAUGCUUCUUGGAGCUGGCCAUGCCUGUUACCUUGAUAAGCCUCAGGAGUUCCACAAAGCACUCCUGAACUUCCUCGGUGAGCUGAAGUGA